GCAGUGGCGCUUGUUCUGAUCAGCUAGCUACAAACAAGGGACUGAGGGCAUCAGCUCUUCCACCCUUCUUUCUUCUUCCCUGCAGGCUCCAGCCAUGUGGCUCUACCUGGCUGCCCUCUUGGGGUUCUACUUCUUUCGCCGUUGGUACCGGGAGAGGCAGACUGUGGAGAACCUCAGAGAGAAAUAUGUCUUCAUCACUGGCUGUGAUUCCGGCUUUGGGAACAAGCUUGCCAGACAGCUGGAUGCCCGGGGCCUGCGCGUGUUGGCGGCCUGUCUCACUCAGAAGGGGGCAGAGCAGCUGGAAAAGGCCACAUCGGAGAGGCUGAAAACCACCAUUCUGGACGUCACCAGCACAGAGAAUGUUGCGGCAGCAACCGAGUGGACGAAAUCAUGCAUAGGGAACAAAGGUCUCUGGGGCUUGGUAAAUAAUGCAGGCAUAGGUGUCCCAAUAUCUCUCAAUGAAUGGCUGACCAAGGACGACUUUGCAAAGGUGAUCAACGUCAACCUGCUUGGGUUGAUUGACGUGACUCUGCACCUGCUGCCCCUGGUGAGACAAGCCGGAGGGAGGGUGGUCAACAUAGCCAGUGCAUUGGGAAGACUGGCAAUGUUUGGAGGAGGAUACUGCCCAGCCAAGUAUGGAGUGGAAGCCUUCUCUGACAGUCUGAGGCGUGAGCUCCUUCCAUUUGGCGUCCAAGUCAGCAUUGUUGAGCCUGGUUGUUUCAAUACACCCAUUGUGCAAAAGGUAGCAGAGGACUUCAACACUGUGUGGAACCGGUUGCCUUCUGACAUCAGAGAGACCUAUGGGCAACAGUACUUUGAUGAUGUUUUGAAAAUGUCAAAAAACCUCAUCAACAGAGCCAGCAAGGACCUCCACCUGGUCACUGACUGCAUAGAACAUGCCCUGACGUCCUGCUACCCUCGCACUCGCUACUCUGCAGGCUGGGGUGCAAAGCUCUUCCACAUUCCUGUCUCAUACUUGCCAACUGCAGUGGCAGACUAUGUGUUGACCCGCUCUGGGAUCAAGCCAGCACAGGCAGUGUAG
Messenger RNA from Elgaria multicarinata webbii, 1042 nucleotides. Its product is annotated as retinol dehydrogenase 7-like. Gene Ontology annotation, cellular component: intracellular membrane-bounded organelle. NCBI's taxonomy places the organism in Eukaryota, Metazoa, Chordata, Lepidosauria, Squamata, Anguidae. Gene Ontology annotation, biological process: retinol metabolic process; steroid metabolic process. The record is from RefSeq and is a predicted model, not a curated record. The transcript is spliced from 4 exons. Gene Ontology annotation, molecular function: all-trans-retinol dehydrogenase (NAD+) activity. Bases 95 to 1042 code for a protein of 315 amino acids.